AUGAAAUGCACGCCUUUGUUACGCUUUACCACAGUGACAGGAUAUUUCCGCCAGGAUGACCCCGCCACUGACCCCGACGCCUUCGACUACGUGGAAUCAAACUUCGGACUCAUCGAAAAACAUUACGAUGAGCACCUCGGAGUGGAACAGACUGACAGCCAGUGGCGGCGUUUCGAUGCCCAUAUCCGACGCCUGAACGACAGCGAGACUAAGAAGCUCAAAGUCCUCUUUCUCGGACGCCACGGGGAGGGUGUCCACAACGUCGCCGAGCGCAAAUAUGGCACAAAGCAGUGGGAUGAUUACUGGUCUCUCCAAGACGGAGACGAGGACGGCAACUGGGUAGAUGCUCAUCUUACUGAGCAGGGCAGAUGUCAGGCGCAAGUUGCCCAUGCAGCUUGGGAGAAGCAGAUUGAGGCCGGUAUCCCAUCGCCCGAGUCUUACUACGUGAGCCCCCUGAACCGGUGCCUUGAAACGGCGCAUAUUACGUUCCAGGGACUUCCGAUCCCCCACACGGAUCCUUUUAAGCCGACUAUCAAAGAGCUCCUCCGUGAGACGAUGGGUCAGCAUACCUGUGACCGUCGCUCAGCGGCUUCGGAAAUCGCAGAAGAGUACCCAGAGUAUCUGUUUGGAGCGGGAUUCUCCGAGGAAGACAAGUUAUGGGAUCCUAAGGUCCGCGAGUCGAGCGAGCAUCGCAACGAUCGGCUUCGCUGUCUCUUGAACGAUAUAUUUGUCCACGAUGAGAGUACAUACAUUUCAUUAACGGCUCACUCAGGUGCUAUCACUAGCAUUCUGGAAGUUGUGGGCCAUCGCCGCUUUCCCUUGGCAACUGGUGCAGUGAUCCCUGUGCUUGUUUCGGUGGAAAAAAGGGUCUAG
This is a messenger RNA of Penicillium vulpinum, 873 nucleotides long. Its product is annotated as histidine phosphatase family protein. NCBI's taxonomy places the organism in Eukaryota, Fungi, Ascomycota, Eurotiomycetes, Eurotiales, Aspergillaceae. The transcript has 4 exons. Gene Ontology annotation, cellular component: cytoplasm. The record is from RefSeq and is a predicted model, not a curated record. Gene Ontology annotation, molecular function: phosphatase activity. The coding region runs from base 1 to 873 and encodes 290 amino acids.